CGAUGUCACUUGUUCACCUAGUAUAUGAAUUUGAAUAUUUUUUUUAAGUUACCCAAAACUUGUAUAUUUUACUUGUGUUUGUGAAUGGCGGGAGGUCCACAUGAGAAGUGGAGUAACCAAAGGGAGUAUCUCCUCUCUUGCUUGGGUUAUGCGGUCGGCAUCGGAAAUCUAUGGAGAUUUCCAUACUUGUGUUAUAGAAAUGGUGGAGGAGCAUUUCUCAUUCCUUAUUUCCUGACGUUGUUAAUAUGUGGAAUUCCUUUGGUUUAUCUGGAGACUACACUGGGCCAGUUUGCCAGUGCAGGGUGCAUCUCAGUAUUCAAUAUAAACCCACUGUUCAAAGGAGCUGGUUACGCUGCAGUGGUUCUAAACGUUAUUGCAGUGAUAUAUUUUUCUUCAAUAAUGGCAUAUCCAGUGCUUUAUAUAUAUCAUUCAUUCAGUUCUCCACUACCGUGGCAGAGUUGCGGCAAUUCCUGGAACACGGAGCGAUGUUCUGAGCUCACAGGCCAUUCAACAUUCUUUGGCUCCAACAGUUCUAUAUCAACUCCUGAGGAUGAAUUUUUUCACAUCAGACUCUUACGGCAAUCUCCUGACAUCACCCACAUAGGCGGCAUUGUUUGGCCCGUGUUCUACUGUAACGUGAUCUGCUGGAUCAUCGUCUACUUCUGCAUUUGCAACGGCGUCAAAAGUGUGGGGAAGAUCGUUUAUUUCACCGUUCUGUUUCCAUAUAUCGUUCUUUGCGUGUUAUUCGUGAGAGGUGUCACCCUACCUGGUGCGUGGGAAGGUAUUUUGUUCUACAUUCUUCCAGAUUGGGGACAGUUAGCUAAACCAAAGGUAUGGGCAGAUGCAGCUACACAAAUUUUUUAUUCCCUUGGACCGGGAUGGGGCGGUCUAGUUAGUAUGGCUAGUUUUAAUCAAUUUCACUAUAAUAACUUGCGGUCUUCAGUUAUAAUACCGCUCGUCAACAGUGGUACCAGUAUUUGGGCCGGUUUCGUGGUGUUCUCCGUGCUAGGCUUCGCAGCCGAGAGGGCUGGUGUGCCUGUGGGUCAAGUAGCCACAGCUGGACCAGGACUGGCAUUUGUCACCUACCCAGCUGCUGUUAGCAUGAUGCCGGCGCCUAAUUUCUGGGCAAUAACGUUUUUUAUAAUGUUGUUCUUUCUGGGCAUAGAUACAAUGUUCGUAACAAUCGAGUCAGUGAUAGCAGGCUUGUUAGACGAAUUCCCUCAGCUCCGAAUUCGAAAACGACUCAUCACAUUUUUGACCUGCGUAGUUCUGUUCUGUCUAUCAAUCAUCUGUAAUACUGAGGGUGGUCUGCACAUCAUAGGUCUGCUAGACUCCCAUGUAGCUAUUGCCUGUGUUCCCAUGGUCUGCCUGUUGGAACUCAUCGCUGCUAUGUACACGUACGGCCCAGGCCGGCUGACCCGUGACGUCAUGUUUAUGGUCGGGAAGCCGCUCCAACCGUUCUGGAUCGUCAUGUGGAGAUACAUCAUACCAGCGAUACUAACGAUAAUAUUCCUUUACUGUAUGCGAGAAGCAUCAGGGCUGGCCGGGUGGACAGUCGCCAUGGUGUCAGUCAUCUUCAUACCCUUGCACGCCAUCAAGGUAUUGUAUAAGGCAGAGGGAUCUCUUCUCCAGCGAAUCCGCAACAGUUGUCAACCCUCCUGCGAGUGGGGGCCAGUCGACCAGGAGAUCAGGCGGAGAUGGGAGGCGGUGCCAGGCCACGUGACGCACGAGAUGAACAACGUCUGUCAAGAUAAACCUUGA
Amyelois transitella is the source of this 1761-nucleotide messenger RNA. RefSeq names its product sodium-dependent proline transporter. Gene Ontology annotation, molecular function: glycine transmembrane transporter activity. The transcript has 12 exons. The record is from RefSeq and is a predicted model, not a curated record. Bases 85 to 1761 code for a protein of 558 amino acids. Gene Ontology annotation, biological process: sodium ion transmembrane transport. Gene Ontology annotation, cellular component: membrane. Lineage: Eukaryota; Metazoa; Arthropoda; Insecta; Lepidoptera; Pyralidae.